Molecule: messenger RNA, 4949 nt
Organism: Felis catus (domestic cat)
Lineage: Eukaryota; Metazoa; Chordata; Mammalia; Carnivora; Felidae
Gene: ACVRL1
Product: activin A receptor like type 1
Exons: 10
Coding region: 1237-2754 (505 amino acids)
Biological process (GO): cellular response to growth factor stimulus; angiogenesis; protein phosphorylation
Cellular component (GO): BMP receptor complex; plasma membrane
Molecular function (GO): SMAD binding; transforming growth factor beta receptor activity, type I; ATP binding
Source: RefSeq, a predicted model, not a curated record
GCCCGACCCCGAGCCCGAACGGGCCCUUCUCGGGGCGGAUCCCAGAGGACGCCUCACAGAGGUUGCCGUAGGGUCAGUCCCAGCUCCCCACUAGGGCAAGCUGCCCCUGGCCUUCCCCGCACAUCUGCCCACGACCCUGGAGCGGGCUGGGCCAAACCUGGGCUGGGAAUCGGAAAACUUCUGGCCCCUGGGCCAGUCACUUCUCUGUCUCCUCUCCUCAUCCGUAAAAGGGGCAGAAGGAUUCCUGCUCUGCUUCACAGGGAAGGGGUCGCGUGUCCCUCCAGGCAGCUGCCUUGACCUGGGAGGGAGUGUCUACUUGCAACCGUGUUGAGCCUCCCCUUGAAGCCCACCUUUCCCAGGCCAGCCUUUGCGGUUCUUGCUUAAGGAUAAUUCCAUCCUGCAGACCUCACCUCCAACCCUGUAGGGUCAGAUAAUCCCCAUGCCAUGGCCUUCCCUGGAGAUCCAGGCCAGAGGGUUUCCCUUUCUCCCUGUAGGCUGGGACCCCAGACUUCCAGUCUGCCCUGGAGGCCAGUGCUGUUAAGCGCAUCUCUGGGCUGCCCCCUCCCCCCAUUUCUUCUUGAAGGACAGGGGCAUAGUGGACUAUAGCACUCACCUUCUCUAUUAGUGGCAGCUUCUGGCUGAGUCGGGGUCUGUCCUCCCUGAUCCCUCACGGUUCCAUUUGUCUUAGUGCCUGUCCUCUCAUCUCAUGGGGUUGUCAAAAAUAGAUACCAUUUAUUUAUUUGAGUGCUCUUAGAUGUACGCUUAGCUAUAUUUUUCUCAUGGAAUCCCGGCCACAGUUUAGCAGAAGAGGUUUAUUACGCCCAUCCUACUGAAAACUAAAGAGGUUCAGACCUGAGUCGCUUGUCCAAAGCUCCGUGGAUGGUGUAAAUGGUGCUGUUGGGUUUUUGGUAACAUUUGUUAAAUGCUCACUGUGUGCCACUUAGUACUCGGCUGAAUAAUUCUACUACAUGGUACCUAUGAAAUGAACACUUGUUAUUUUCAUUUUUUGUAGGGAAGCCUAAGCCUCAGAAAGUUUAAGUAACUUGCCCCAAACUUCGUAGUUCUAAGUGGGAGAGGCAGGAUUUGAACCCAGGUCUGCCUGAUCCUGACCCUGGUGCUGUACUGUGCUGCCUGUGCUUUCUGUCUGAGACCCUAAAAUCCAGGCUUGAUGCUACAUCACGCUGCGGUGAAGGGCCAGUGAAAUGAUGCAGAUGAAAGUGUUUUGUGUACGGGACCAUGACCUUGGACUCCCUCAGGAGAGGCUUUCUGAUGCUACUGAUGGCCUUGGGCUUGACCCAGGGAGACCCUGUGAAGCCCUCCCGGGGCCCGCUGGUGACCUGCACGUGUGAGGGUCCAACCUGCAGGGGGUCCACCUGCCAGGGGGCCUGGUGCAUAGUAGUGCUGGUGCGGGAGGAGGGCGGACAACCCCAGGAGCAUCGGGGCUGUGGGAGCCUGCAUGAGGAGCUAUGCAAGGGGCGUCCCACCGAGUUCGUCAACCACUACUGCUGCUACAGCUCCCUGUGCAACCAAAACGUGUCUCUGGCACUGGAUGACACCCAGACUCCUCCAGAACAGCCGAAAGUAGACGGCCAGCUGCCUCUGAUCCUGGGCCCUGUGCUGGCCUUAUUGGUCCUGGUGGCCCUGGCUGCCCUGGGCCUGUGGCAUGUCCGGCGGCGGAGGCGGGAGAAGCAGAGGUGUCUGCGCAGCGAUCUGGGCGAGUCCAGCCUCAUCCUGAAGGCGUCGGAGCAGGGGGACAGCAUGCUGGGGGAUCUCCUGGACAGUGACUGCACCACGGGCAGUGGCUCAGGACUGCCCUUCCUGGUGCAGAGGACAGUGGCACGGCAGGUGGCCCUGGUGGAGUGUGUAGGAAAGGGCCGCUACGGCGAGGUGUGGCGCGGCCUGUGGCAUGGUGAGAGCGUGGCCAUCAAGAUCUUCUCUUCAAGGGAUGAACAGUCCUGGUUCCGGGAGACGGAGAUCUACAAUACGGUGCUGCUCAGACACGACAACAUUCUAGGCUUUAUCGCCUCGGACAUGACUUCCCGCAAUUCGAGCACACAGCUGUGGCUCAUCACGCACUACCACGAGCAUGGGUCACUCUAUGACUUUCUGCAGAGGCAGACGCUGGAGCCCCAGCUGGCCCUGAGGCUGGCUGUAUCGGCCGCCUGCGGCCUGGCACACUUGCACGUGGAGAUCUUUGGCACGCAGGGCAAACCGGCCAUCGCCCACCGGGACCUCAAAAGCCGCAAUGUGUUGGUCAAGAGCAACCUCCAGUGCUGCAUCGCCGACCUGGGCCUGGCUGUGAUGCACUCCCAGGGUAGUGAUUACCUGGACAUCGGAAACAACCCACGAGUGGGCACCAAGCGGUACAUGGCCCCUGAGGUGCUGGAAGAGCAGAUCCGCACCGACUGCUUCGAGUCCUACAAGUGGACAGACAUCUGGGCCUUUGGCCUGGUGCUGUGGGAGAUCGCCCGUCGGACCAUUGUCAAUGGCAUCGUGGAGGACUACCGGCCACCCUUCUAUGACGUGGUGCCCAAUGAUCCCAGCUUUGAGGACAUGAAGAAGGUGGUGUGUGUUGAUCAGCAGACCCCCACCAUCCCCAACCGGCUGACCGCAGACCCGGUCCUCUCAGGCCUGGCUCAGAUGAUGCGGGAGUGCUGGUACCCCAACCCUUCUGCCCGCCUCACGGCUCUGCGGAUCAAGAAGACACUACAGAAACUCAGCAACGGUCUCGAGAAGCCCAAAGUGAUUCGCUAGCCACAGGCCUGAAGCCUGACUCCCCUGUACCUGCAGUGCGUGUGGGGUGGGUGGCAGACGGUGGGUGCCCUGUCUGGGUAGAGGUGGCGUGAGUACGCGUGCUGGGGAGGAGGGUGCCCCUCUCUGGGCCGCUGUGCCCGCCUGCCGGCUCAUCCAGCCAAAAAUACAGCUGGGCUGAAACCCGAUCCCCCGCUGUCUGGCCCGCGCAGAGCAGCAGGCUCCCUGACGCCUGGCUCUCUCCCCACCCUCACGCCCUGGGGCGCAGCCCCUACCGCCCCCAGGAUAGGAUGCAAAAGAGGCCCCAGAGCCGGGGUGGCCAGGCCAGGGAAUCCCAGUCCCCGGGCCCAGAGCCUAGGCCUGCACUUUACCCCCUGCCCUCAGUUAACCCCACUGCCCCACCAGACCUGCCCGGGUGACACAGGGCCUUGUCCAGCCUUCAGUAGACAUCCUGCCCUGCCAGGUCUCAGCCUCUGGCACAAGCCCGACAGACACCCAGGGCCCGUCAUUUUCUCUGUGUGGGUUUCUAUCUCAGGUCUAUGAGGCCUGGGGCCUCUGUCUCCGGGACAAGACCCCACCAGCUGAGCACCAGCCGCCAACCAUCUGGGAGAGCUGGGGCCCGGAUCCUGGGCCCCUCCCCCACCUCCAUCCUAGCUGCCUUAUUAGGGCGUUCCACCCAAGGAGUCCUGCUGCAGGUGUGGCAGGGUCAGAGGACAGUGCAGAGGUAGCAGGUCAGAAGGGUGAGGCCCAGGACUUCCGGACUAACUGAAAGCUUGGCUUUCAGAAGCCCAGCGCAGCUGGGGAAAGACUCAGCUGGGAGUCAGGAGACUCAGGUUCUGGUCCUAGGUAAUUGCUCUACGUGACAAGAAUGAGGCCUUCACUGUCCCAGGACCUUCACUGUCCCACAGUCCUGAUGUCCUCUGAGGUUUCUUUGAAAUUUCAGCCGGUGUCAGAGCUCAGUUCAUCAGUCCCUUCUGCUCCUUUUGCCCCCCAGCCCCUGGCAAUUUGCCUCCAGAUGGGGAUUUGAAAAGAACUUUAUCUGAGGCCAGGAGUGCCUGAAGGGCCUCCUAGACUAAUUCUGCAAGCUCCAGUUCCUGCUUUAACUCAAACCAGCCGCCAUCCUUGGGCCCAGACAACCCUGGGCCUUUGGGCAGGCAAGCCGGCCGCUCACCCCACUGUGGCUUAGCCUUCUCUGUCCAGGACUGAGAAGGGCUGAGGGCCGGCUUCCUGCAGGGCCUCUGAGGCUCAGAAGAAAUUUGGCUCCAGCCAGCAAGCCUCCAGCACCCAGGUUCCUGCUCUCCACUGGUCCCUGGCCCAGGCCCACAGUCUUGGCCAGACCCCAGACCGUGUGUGUCCAAGAAGAACCUGAUGGCUGUGGAGAAACACGUGGAAUGUUCAGCAUUUGGCAACGUCAAGGGUGUAUGUCCAUGUGAUGGAGAGGUUACCCCAAAGCCUGGGCUGGUGGAUGGGAGGUAGAGCCUCAGGUUUGUGGGGUGGGAGGGCUCAGGCUAUGGACAACAAUCCCAAGCUCAGAAGACCUGGCCUCUCAGCCCUUGGGGCAGGGAAGGACCCACCAUUCUCCACAGGAGGUGACAAAAACACAGCCUCCUUCCCUCCCGCUGCAAAUGACCCAGCACCCCCCCCCCUCCCCUCUGCCCCCACCCAGGGGCGGCUUGCGUGCACCGUGGCAUUUUCCCAGGCCUGGCUCCCUGAGUUGUGCAAGGCCCGAAGGAGAACCAGGAAGUGAAACUGGUGAAAACAGAAAGUGAGAGGGACCUGUUAGGUUCUCAGAUGAUCACAGGGCAGUUUACUUCCCGGCAGUUUUGCGUCUUCUGGUUACUGGAACCCGCUCAGCCCAGGAGUCAGUCCUCCCCAUGACAGAUUUUAUCUCUGCUGGAUUUGGGAGCAAAGAGGCUCCUCCUGGGACUCCAAAGGCAGCAGCUCUCCAGAGGCUGGAAAAUGCCUGAGGGGGUGAAGGUCUGAGGCGGGAAGUGGAGUGACAGGGGCCGGCUAACGGCCAGUGGUCAAGGAUGGAAAGAGGCUUUGGUGAGAGCAGAGCACCCGGUGCUUCCGUCUGAGUGCAGGAAGGUGUGCCAGGGCCCAAAUUACAGCCUCUUACCUGGAGAUCCUGCUUGUGGGAGCACUCAGCUCGUGCUCAGCACACAGUAGGUCCUCAAUAAACCAUGGUCCAAUCUCGA